Messenger RNA from Galeopterus variegatus (Sunda flying lemur), 1300 nucleotides. RefSeq names its product staphylococcal nuclease and tudor domain containing 1 (gene SND1). Gene Ontology annotation, molecular function: nuclease activity; RNA binding. Lineage: Eukaryota; Metazoa; Chordata; Mammalia; Dermoptera; Cynocephalidae. Gene Ontology annotation, cellular component: cytosol; nucleus. The annotation marks the transcript as partial. The record is from RefSeq and is a predicted model, not a curated record. The transcript is spliced from 9 exons. Gene Ontology annotation, biological process: mRNA catabolic process.
ACGCUUGCGCGGCGAGUAGAACGUGUGGUGGCGGCGGCGGCCGCGUCUCCUCUUUCGCUCGGAGUCCAGCUGCUGCUCAGCGCUUCCGUCCCAUCCAUCGCCUGCAGCCGGUCGCCAGCCCGUCCCUCGCCUCAGCGGCCUCUCACCAACAGCUCCACUCACGUUGACACCUCCAAGCCGGCCAGUCGCCCCAUUCGUUGCCUUUGCAUCUCCACACAUGGCGUCCUCUGCACAGAGCGGCGGCUCCUCCGGGGGACCCGCGGUCCCCACCGUGCAGCGGGGCAUCGUCAAGAUGGUCCUUUCAGGGUGUGCCAUCAUUGUCCGAGGACAGCCUCGUGGUGGGCCUCCUCCUGAGAGGCAGAUCAACCUCAGCAACAUUCGCGCUGGAAAUCUUGCCCGCCGGGCGGCUGCCACACAGCCUGAUGCAAAGGAUACGCCUGAUGAGCCCUGGGCAUUUCCUGCUCGAGAGUUCCUUCGGAAGAAGCUGAUUGGGAAGGAAGUCUGUUUCACGAUAGAAAACAAGACUCCCCAGGGGCGAGAAUAUGGCAUGAUCUAUCUUGGAAAAGAUACCAAUGGGGAAAACAUUGCAGAGUCACUGGUUGCAGAGGGCUUAGCCACCCGGAGAGAAGGCAUGAGAACGAAUAAUCCUGAGCAGAACCGGCUUUCGGAAUGUGAGGAGCAAGCAAAGGCAGCUAAGAAAGGGAUGUGGAGUGAAGGGAACGGUUCACACACUAUCCGGGACCUCAAGUAUACCAUUGAGAACCCAAGGCACUUUGUGGACUCCCACCACCAGAAGCCUGUCAAUGCUAUCAUCGAGCACGUGCGGGACGGCAGUGUGGUCAGGGCCCUGCUCCUCCCAGAUUACUACCUGGUUACAGUCAUGCUGUCAGGGAUCAAGUGCCCAACUUUUCGACGGGAAGCAGAUGGCAGUGAGACACCAGAGCCUUUUGCUGCAGAAGCCAAAUUUUUCACCGAGUCGCGACUGCUUCAGAGAGAUGUUCAGAUCAUUCUAGAGAGCUGCCACAACCAGAACAUUCUGGGUACCAUCCUUCAUCCAAAUGGCAACAUCACAGAACUCCUCCUGAAGGAAGGUUUUGCGCGCUGUGUGGAUUGGUCAAUUGCAGUUUACACACGGGGUGCAGAAAAGCUGAGGGCAGCUGAGAGGUUUGCCAAGGAGCGCAGGCUGAGAAUAUGGAGAGACUAUGUGGCUCCAACUGCUAAUUUGGACCAAAAAGACAAGCAGUUUGUUGCCAAGGUGAGUCAUUCUCAGCAUCUUGAUAUGCAUAGUGGACAUUGCAAG